Messenger RNA from Effrenium voratum, 3750 nucleotides. NCBI's taxonomy places the organism in Eukaryota, Dinophyceae, Suessiales, Symbiodiniaceae. The record is from the annotation of a GenBank genome assembly.
GUUUAAACUACUAUCAGCCUCUCAUUCAGUGUGCAGUUGGUUCGGGCUGCUUCUUGCGCGAACUGAGCAGCCCUGGCAGACCUUUGUGCACGGGGUGAGGAGCAGAUCUGCAUGCUUGCAGAGCGCCAUCCGGACAUGCGCACUAUCCUCAUCCGUACUUUGGCCAAGUGCGGCUCCAUCCCAAACGAGGUUGGUCCGCCCUGUCUGAACUGCAUGGCUUUGCUGGCGCAAGCUGAUGAAGAUACUCGCAAAUCUGUCUUCAGUGUGGUGCAGGAGAUCAUAGUUCCUAGCCUGCCAGAGGGGCAGCAUAUGCAGGAUGCUGCUGCUCAGCAGCUUUUGCAGGCAGUUGCAACUCCGAGCGGCGAAGGCUUGGAGGGUGGCUUGGCCCAGGAGUCGAUGGGCGGCUUGCAGCACAAGCGGCUUGAAGAGUUGGAUGAAGAAGAGGUCCAGCAGCUGUUGCAGAUGCUAGACCCGGGAAUGGUGGAAUCUGCCGAGCGCCUUCUUGGUGCAGUGCUGUGCAAUCUGACGAAGCAUUUUCUGGAGAAAGGGGGCGAGGCUGCCGACAAGUUCCGCACAAACCACAUCAAGUCCGUGAUUGACCGAACCUUUGCUAUUCUUGCGAUGAACUCUGCGCGGGAGACUUUCGGCAACCCGUCCGAGGAGGAGAGCAGAAAAUCACGCUCAGUGAGCAUUGCGUACAAGUUCUUGUCACAGCCUCUGCCCAGCCGCUUUUGCGCAAGUACCUCCGCGGCGAGGCUGCGAAAGACUUCCAAAAGAUGCUGAAAGACCAUGAUGAAACCUUGGACCUGUGGAGAAGCAGAGACGUCAACAUGGAGCUAACCUGGACAGGACGACACUUGGACUUGCUUCUCUCCUGCCUAAAUACAGCAUCGCCUGUUUGCCUUCGGAACGACAUGAAGCAGGCCUUCCGAGUUUUCCACCGCAUUGCCAACGUCAUGGCUGGCGUGGGCGACACAGAGCAAGCCUGGACGGCAGAGGAGAGGGCAGCGGAGGAAACAGUGAUGUGGAACGAAAAACUUAUGCGCCAAGAGGCCAACUUGCUGGACGACACUAGCUACGAAGACCAGCUGCAGCAGCAACUCAUUUUUUUCUCCUUCAGCGGAAUUGAGCGCAUGGUGCACUUCUUGGAGAUGCCCCCAGAAGAUGGCGCGGACCAUUCAGAAGAUCACCCCCCAUGGAUGGGCAAGAGCGAUCGCUCGGUGGCUGUCGAGCUCAAGCAACAGGCGCGUGCGUACUUGGAGGAGAGCUGCUUGGCCACGUGGAAGGCGCAGACAACGCAGCGCAGCAACACGCCUGCAAACUUGCGAUGCGUGAAGAGCCGGAGACGGUGGAGAUCGAGGAUACCGAGAUCCCGAAACUGGGAAGCAAGGGCGGGGAGCUGCUUCGUCAGGUCUUUGAAUUGGAAGGAUGCAAGCAGGGCUACAGACCAGCGAACGAUGACCCAGUGCUGGCGAGCGCGCAGGUGCACUCCGAGCUGCCAUCGUAUGUGGGCCAAGCUGGGUCUGCCGUGGGCACGGCGCGGCUGCUGGACGACUUGUUCAGACGGGCGCAUACCACGGGCUUGUGGAGCACCGACCCUUGCCCGUCCUCGCUGCCCAGCGUGCCGCGACUGUUGCAGAGGAGACCGAUUCCUUCUUCAUGCCAGGUUCGCCUGGCCUGGUGCGAUGCUCCUUCUUCGUUUCGGCACUUUUGCGGACGAUGUUCGCUGCGCUGACUCUGCCCACCACCGAGGCGGUCUCAGGCCUCGUGAAUUUUCGCUUGCGCAAUCCGGAGAUGCAGUUGCGCCUGGUGGCGCUGAUUGAAAAGUGUGGCUACGUGGAUUGCCACCUUGCUGCCAAGCUGAUGCGCAUACUGUCCAUGGUUCUGCGGCUUCAUCCUGACGAGUCUGUGCUGCGGCUUGAGGAGAGAACGAUUGCCAACACUGCAUUGGCCUGGUUAUUGCGGCAGGUCUGGCAGGACGCGCGCUGGAGCUUCUAUCUCCGCUCAUGAAGCAUCUUGGGACAGGCUUUGAGUUGGAGCCUGCCAAUCUGGUUUUGGCUCGCGAAGCAGUGCGCUUGAUCAACACAAUUGCCUCCACAGAAGUCAGCUGCCUCCGCUUCAGCAAGGAUACUGCCAUUCAAAAAUCAGCGUUGGAGGCCAUGGUUCUGGGAUUGGUGCCGAUGCCAACCAUCAAGGCCAUCGUGAUGCUGUUACUCUAUGACAUGCAGGUGAAUGCUGGCAGCAUGCAUGGCAAGAGCAUCACCAAGGAUUUGGCAUUGAGAACCAUCAGAUGGCAAGAUUUGCACGGCCUAUGCUCCGAGACUCUGGCACAGCUUUUGUACCUUGCGCCCAGCAUCCGGUAUGAGGCGUUGGAGCUGAUGCACCAGCACAAGGUCCUGGGGCAGAAGCAGUUGCACACCUCCUUCAUCUCGGCUCUGCUGGACCGCUCGGAAAUCAAGCGCCUACGCUUCGCCUUUGAGCUGCUUUUGCCGGAGCUAGAAGGCCACCACGGUGAGAAGGUGUUGCAGCUGGCUUGGGCCGAAAUGCCCGAGGAAGGAACCCGCAACUUUUUUGCCGUCGCCCUUGGAUUUGUCAGGACGGGCGGGGCCCGACUCCUUGCGCUGACGAAUAAGCGUUUGAUCAUCCUGGGCCAGUCCCGGCACGGCGCGGCCAAGCGACCUUGUGGCUUAUGCCCCCCGGAGAGCUUUUGCCCCAUUGGCCCUGCCAUCUCCAAGUCCUACUCUUAUUCCGAGUUUACACGCAUCUACUCCUCCUCGGACGAGCAGCUGUUGAUCUUGGGGCGCCUGGAGAAAUCGAUGACCGACGUAAAUGAGAAGUUCGACGUCAUCAUUUUUCAUCAAUCUGAUUCUCAAAAAGAAUUCAAGGAACGUCUCAUGACUCUGAGCGGCCUGGACCCUUCGAUGAGGACGAAAAUCCAGCAAGAGAUGCUUGUCAACAAAACUGCAAAGUCCAAGACGGCCUCGCGCAUUGCGCGUACGACGUGGGCUUUUCGCGAAGUGGACGAAGGGGAGCGUCUGUCUCUUUUCGUGCUCACGGAGUUGAACUUCUUUGAGUUUCAAGUGAACUUCAGCCUAUGGAUCCCCAACUCAGUCGAUCAGGAAAAGGCCUACGUCAGCGAUAAUGAAUACGAAGGUGGCGAGAGCGACGAUGACUUGCAUCAGACAGCAGGGGCCCAAUCGGCUUUGGGUUUCACAGCUGCCAUGGCGGCAGCAGAAAAGAGAGCCAAAGCAACCAAGUUUAUGCACGAGAGGCGUGCCCUCGAGGAGCCCAUUUUAACAGAGCGAGCUAGUGAGCGGCAGAGCAGGCGGUACCAGGCUCCGCCCAAUGAGUGGCUGUUGGAUGGAAUUCGUACUGGAGCCAAGACGGCGUCCGAUACCCUGUGGAAGCACCUCAGUGAAGGCGAGAUCAACCAGAUCACAAAGGACCGGUCAAAAGCGAGGGAGGCUACAGAGCAGCGGCUCUACGAAUUGCCUGGAGCAUCUCGGGAGGUCGAGCUGAAACACAUGCAGUGAUGAAGGAAACCCGCAAGGCCAUUCUGACGCAGCUCUUCAAGUGUCCCAUCAUGAACCUCAGCGAAGUCAGUUUUGACUCUGGUUCGGCGCCGAUGCUUCGACUUCACUUCAGCGCCCAGCACACGGAGGAGGUGGCAAUUCGCUUCCUGGAUGACACUGCCAGGGAGAGCUGGCGAAGAAACCUGCAGUUCGUGCUGCAGAAGAGUUCCAGCGAUGG